Molecule: messenger RNA, 768 nt
Organism: Prorocentrum cordatum
Lineage: Eukaryota; Dinophyceae; Prorocentrales; Prorocentraceae
Source: the annotation of a GenBank genome assembly
AUGAGGCAGAUGCGGCGUCGGCCUUCCUCAUUAUUGAAAAUCGUGAUUGCGGCAUGGCAGCUGGCACCGGCAACAGUCGGUGUGUUCGGGGCGGACUCCUCUACGACGAUCAGUGACCAGGUCUGCCACUUUGCCCUGGAGACAGACGGCUUGGACUACGACAAAUUGAUGGCGGACACGGCAAUGCUAUCCGCUGUUCGCACCAACAUCGCCAAGGCCGUUGCAGCCGAGGUCGGCAAGGGCGUCGCCGUCGACGACGUCGAGACGGCACUCUCCAAGGGUACCUCUGUAGACGGAAGCGGCGUUGGUUCCGUCCUUGCUGAGACGGGCCGCUGGAUAUCUCCACCUGGUGGAAUACGACCUGAGGACAUUCGCGACACCCUGACCAACAGCUCGAUGCUUGGCGACCGCGUUGCCUCUGGAAUAGAAUCUGUGAGCCAGGGCAGCAUCGGCACGAAGGCGGCAGGCGGAAGCACGGUCAAAGUAAGGCCCUUCACCGUGCCCUUCCUGAGAGACCGGGAUCCAGGUCUGAAUUUUGUGAUGGCCGCAUCGCUGGCAGCUGGCAUAUUGGCCGUGCUCUCCGCGCUGCUGGUCUACAAGUGUACGGGCAGCCACACUUUUUCGACGGCUCGCACGAGAUUCUUCGGCACCACCGAGGAGGAAGACAGUCGGGCCCGCCGGGCCAACGUGCUCUUCUGCUGCGCGACAAAGAAGGAGCACAACCAUGCCAAUACUUCUGGCUGGUCCAGAAGGUCCCGUGCUUGGUGA